This is a messenger RNA of Dendrobium catenatum, 3102 nucleotides long. RefSeq names its product protein transport protein SEC23-like. The transcript has 12 exons. Lineage: Eukaryota; Viridiplantae; Streptophyta; Magnoliopsida; Asparagales; Orchidaceae. Gene Ontology annotation, biological process: COPII-coated vesicle budding; intracellular protein transport; endoplasmic reticulum to Golgi vesicle-mediated transport. The record is from RefSeq and is a predicted model, not a curated record. Gene Ontology annotation, cellular component: endoplasmic reticulum exit site; COPII vesicle coat. The coding region runs from base 142 to 2505 and encodes 787 amino acids. Gene Ontology annotation, molecular function: zinc ion binding; GTPase activator activity.
UGCUUGAAAUAACGGUUAGCAGGACAAGAUUGCGGAGACAUCGCCGAGAGGAUCGUUGAAAAACGUUCAACGCUUCCCCACAGGCGUUCGGCGUCCCCACGCGUCAAAACCGACCUUGGAGGAGCUCAUUUCGGCACAUCAAUGGCUGAAAUGGCCGGAGGUGCUCCCGCCACGGAGGUGGCGGCCUCUGAUCCCGAUGGCUUCGACGGCGUCCGCAUGACCUGGAACGCCUGGCCUCGAUCCAAGAUCGAGGCGAGCAAGUGCGUGAUACCUGUCGCCGCAUCGAUCUCUCCGAUCCGCUCCUUUCCUGAUCUUGUUGUCCUUCCGUAUUCUCCUCUCCGCUGCAAGCCUCCUUGCUCUGCCGUCCUCAACCCCUUUUGCCGCGUUGAUUUUCCCUCCAGGAUUUGGAUCUGUCCGUUCUGCUUUUCUCGAAACCAUUUCCCCCACCACUACGCAGCUAUCUCCGAGAGCAACGUACCCGGCGAGCUUUACCCACAGUGUUCCACCGUCGAAUACGCCAUCCCUGCUCUUGUUUCAGGCGGCGAUCCCUCGGCAGCGCCUUCUCUGCCGCCCCCCAUCUUUCUCUUCGUCAUCGAUACAUGCGUGAUCGAGGAGGAGUUCGGUUUUGUCAAGUCUGCCAUGCGCCGUGCUAUUGGACUUAUCCCGGAGAAUGCCCUCGUUGGGCUCAUCACCUAUGGUACCCAGGUCCAGCUCCAUGAGCUCGGAUUCUCGGAGCUCUCUAAGUUGUAUGUCUUUCGGGGGACUAAGGAAAUCUCCAAGGAGCUGAUUCUUGAUCAGGUUGGGCUUUCGGCACCGGGGAGCGCACCGACUCCUGGUUUCCCAAAGGGUGGAAUGUUGCAGGCGAAUGGAUUGCAUCCUGCAGUGUCAAUCAAUAGGUUUUUGCUACCAGCAUCAGAUUGCGAGUAUACCCUUAAUGCUUUGUUAGAUGAGCUGCAGAUAGAUCAGUGGCCUGUGGAGGCUGGGAACAGAGCUCGGAGGUGCACUGGUGUUGCUCUGAGUGUUGCAGCUGGAUUGCUGGGCACGUGCUUGCCUGGUACUGGGGCAAGAAUUGUAGCUUUGGUCGGAGGGCCGUGCACGGAGGGCCCUGGAAUGAUUGUUUCCAAAGAUCUAUCUCAGCCAGUCCGAUCACACAAAGAUCUGGAUAAAGAUGCUGCUCCACAUUUUCAUAAGGCUGUUAAAUUUUAUGACAAUCUGGCCAAGCAGCUCGUUAAUCAGGGUCAUGUUUUAGAUCUAUUUGCUUCUGCCCUUGAUCAGGUUGGCGUUGCGGAGAUGAAAGUUGCUGUUGAAAGGACUGGUGGGCUUGUUGUCCUAGCUGAAAGCUUCGGGCACCCAGUUUUUAAAGACUCUUUUAAAAGGAUCUUUGAAAGUGGUGAACAGUCUCUUGGCCUCUCUUUCAACGGGACACAUGAGAUCAACUGUUCAAAAGAAAUUAAAAUUCAGGGCAUAAUUGGACCUUGCACAUCUUUGGAGAAGAAAGGUGCCUUUUGUUCAGAUACGGUGAUUGGUCAAGGAAAUACAACUGUAUGGAAAAUAUGUGGUCUUGAUAGGAGUACUUGUUUGACUGUCUUUUUUGACAUAUCACCAAGUGAGCGAUCAAGCCAAUCAGGAAUCCCAAAUCCUCAAUUGUAUAUACAGUUCUUAACAAACUAUCAGAAUUCUGAAGGUCAAAUUAGGCUACGGGUUACAACCAUCACUAGAAGAUGGGUAGAAGGAUCUACAAAUACAGCGGAACUGGUUGAUGGGUUCGACCAAGAAACUGCUGCUGUUGUAUUGGCUAGAUACGUGUCAUUUAAGAUGGAGAUGGAGGAAGAAUUCGAUGCAACCCGAUGGUUGGAUAGAACACUCAUCCGCCUUUGCUCACGUUUUGGUGACUAUCGGAAAGAUGAACCUAGUUCAUUUAUUAUAAAUCCUAAUUUUUCAAUAUUUCCUCAGUUCAUGUUUAAUUUGAGACGGUCACAGUUUGUACAGGUUUUUAAUAAUAGCCCUGAUGAGACCGCAUAUUUCCGCAUUUUGUUGAAUCGAGAAAGCAUCACAAACUCUGUUGUUAUGAUUCAGCCUUCACUGAUAUCAUACUCUUUUGCUGCACCGCCUUCACCUGCUUUGUUGGAUGUAGCAUCUAUAGCAGCUGACCGCAUACUCUUACUGGAUGCAUAUUUCAGUGUAGUUAUUUUUCAUGGUACGACAAUUGCUCAGUGGCGCAACAUGGGCUACCAAAACCAGCCAGAACAUCAGGCUUUCUCUCUUCUUUUGCAAGCUCCGCAUGAUGAUGCCCAAAUGAUAAUCAGAGAUAGAUUCCCAGCCCCAAGAUUAGUUGUUUGUGAUCAGCAUGGCUCCCAGGCAAGAUUUCUCUUAGCCAAGCUGAACCCAUCGGCCACAUAUAACUCAGCCCAUGAGGUGGCUCCGGGCUCGGAUAUUAUCUUUACUGAUGAUGCGAGCCUUCAAGUUUUCUGCGAGCAUCUCCAGAGGCUGGCUGUUCAGUCAUGAGCCUUAUUUAUGCACCAUUGCCCCGCCCGCCGCCUGUGGGUUUGAUGAAACUUUUUGCAGGCCUCAAAUUUUGGAGAAAUUAUUAGGUUCGGACACCGGACAUAGAGCAUCAUUCGGAUUUCUCUCUGUCUACAGUAAAAGCGCAGUUAUUAUAACAACUGUGCUUUUAUUGUAUUUUUACUGUAGACAGGGAGAAAUCCAGAUGAUCAUCUUUGUCCGGUGUCCGGACCUAAUAAUUUGCCCAAUUUUUAUAGUGUUGUUUUGAUUCAUUCCGUUUUAUCCCUAUUGUCUUGAGACCCAGCCAGUUUUACAUAUAAUGAAUAAGCAAAAUUUGCAUUAAUUCUUUUUGUGUAAUCGGGUAAUGCAAAAUGAGAGUUCAGGGGAGGUGGAAUUUGUAUGUAUGUUACAAGGCUUAUAUUACUGUUAGACAUUACGUAGGGUGACAAAGGAACAUGUAUUUCUGCUGGUCCAUUUUUUUAGUUCAGGGGUUGGUAAUUGGUAUAAAGAUUUUGUAUGGGCUUUAUUUUUUGUAAUGGUUUGAACCUUGUACCUGCAUUUUUUUUCCCAAUGAAAUAAAGACUUUAAGCCUUCCCAUUU